Molecule: messenger RNA, 2192 nt
Organism: Zea mays
Lineage: Eukaryota; Viridiplantae; Streptophyta; Magnoliopsida; Poales; Poaceae
Exons: 3
Coding region: 517-1872 (451 amino acids)
Biological process (GO): endoplasmic reticulum to cytosol auxin transport
Cellular component (GO): membrane
Source: RefSeq, a predicted model, not a curated record
AGUCCAGAAUUCACGUGCCUUCGAGACUCGAGAGGAAAAAAUGAAGGAAAAAAAAAAUCCUCAGAUCACAUCAGACACACCUCUGCCUGGGCCCUACGGCUCCGUCUCGAUCUCGACAAGUUUAUCACAAUGCCACGCCGGAUGCCAAGUCUCUCAAAUCUGGAAUCCUUUCACGCCGCCACUCUCCCCUUUUUCCUUCUCUCUUCGUCGUUGUGGCUCCUGCCUUCCUGCCUCGGCGCAUCGACUCGCGGAGAGGGACAGCACAGCGCCUCCUCCCCAUCCUUUCUCCAUUCCCAGAUCGAAGGUCCAUACCUGAAAUUCGAGAGAUGUAGGAAGUUUAGAACACGAGUCAGAAAAAACCAUCCUUUUGCAUCUGAUUGAGCACUGUCUUUGUGCAAGAGAACAAUUUAGUUGUACAUACAAACAAAAAGAAGUGGGAGUAUUUUUCAGAGUUUAUUAGAAGAGACUGUUUCGAGGACCCAGGUCAGAGAAAGGCGAGAAGCUUUAGCAGCGGCAAUGGUCUGGUCAAUGGACCCGCAGGUGACCGUCCACGGCGACUGGGUGUCAGCCGUGGUGCCGCUGAUGAAGCUGCUGUGCCUGGCGGUGAUCGGCCUGCUCCUCGCCAACCCGCGGGUCCAGGUCGUGCCCAGGGCCACCUUCAAGCUCCUGAGCAAGCUCGUCUUCGCGCUCUUCCUCCCCUGCCUCAUCUUCGUCCACCUCGGCAAGUCGGUCACCAUAGACAACGUCCUGCACUGGUGGUUCAUCCCCGUCAACGUGCUCAUCAGCACUGCCAUCGGGUGCGCCCUUGGGUACAUCGUGGCCCUGAUCUGCCGCCCGCCGCCGCACCUGUUCCGGUUUACGGUGAUCAUGACCGGGUUCGGUAACACGGGGAACCUCCCGAUCGCGAUCAUCGGGUCAGUCUGCCACACCAACGACCACCCCUUCGGCCCUGGGUGCGACACCAUGGGCAUCGCCUAUGUCUCGUUCGCGCAGUGGGUUGCGGUCAUUCUUGUGUACACUCUGGUCUACCACAUGAUGGAGCCACCGAUGCAGUUCUACGAGAUCGUCGGGGAAGGGAAUGAGAUACAGCAGGAACCCGAGCUGGUCAGCAACUACAGUAGGUCCCUGCUUCAUGAGGCGGAGUGGCCAGGGAUGGUCGACAAGGAAACUGAGCAUUCGAAGACACCGUUCAUCGCGAGAGUUUUCAUGAGCAUUUCAGGUUCCUCACAGAACACGUUCCCUGACAUCGAUUUCACCGAAGAAGGAACUUCUGCAGCUGGACCAAGCAGUCCUAAGUCGCUCCGAUGUCUGGCAGAGCCAAGAGUGGUCAGGAGGAUUAGGGUUGUCGCCGAGAAGACUCCGAUCCAGCACGUCCUUCAGCCCCCGACGAUCGCCUCUUUGCUUGCCAUUACCAUCGGCAUGGUUCCUGUCCUGAAAGAUUUUGUUUUCGGGGCUGAUGCGCCGCUCUCGUUCUUCACCGACAGUUUGGAGAUCCUAGCCGCUGCUGUGGUUCCGUCGGUGAUGUUGAUUCUCGGAGGCAUGCUCGCGGAAGGCCCAAAAGACAACGCCUUGGGCAUGAGGACUAUCAUCGGUAUCAUUGUGGCCAGGCUCUUGGUUCUCCCAUGCAUUGGCAUCGGUGUUGUGACCCUGGCAGACAGGUUGCAUCUGCUCGUGGAGGAAAACCAUAUGUACCGCUUUGUGCUCUCCCUGCAGUACUCCACCCCGAGUGCUAUCCUGCUUGGAGCGAUCGCCAGUCUCAGAGGCUAUGGCGUCAAGGAAGCAUCCGCCCUUCUGUUCUGGCAGCAUAUUUGUGCGGUGUUCUCUCUUUCACUCUACCUGGUUGUAUACUUCAAGUUGUUUUCUUUCAUAUGAAGACAAUGGCCAUCCAUCCAUCCAUCCAGUUCUGGCAUAUAUACGUAGCUAUCAAGUAGGAUGCUAGAAGAAUGGGUUUUCGGCAUCGGCUCCUAUCAGUCAGAAGUGUUUAUAAUUCGGUAGUUAUUUAAGUUUCAGUUGUGUGUGUUGUUUGUGAACAGGAGAUACAGACAGUUAUUGUCUGUUCAUUUCGGUCGAUAUAUUGAUGUGUAUUUUCAUGAUGCUAUUGUUGUAUGCAAAUCAUUACCUGGAUAAAAUUAGUAGACCAGGAUAGACUGAUAGUAGUGAAUAACAUGGUUGCCUGAUGGUCAAUAUAUGAA